Molecule: messenger RNA, 5464 nt
Organism: Gadus macrocephalus (Pacific cod)
Lineage: Eukaryota; Metazoa; Chordata; Actinopteri; Gadiformes; Gadidae
Gene: esyt1b
Product: extended synaptotagmin-like protein 1b
Exons: 43
Biological process (GO): lipid transport
Source: RefSeq, a predicted model, not a curated record
GUUCCUGGCCAGGAGUUGGAGUUGGAGGUUUAUGACAAAGACACCGACCAGGAUGACUUCCUGGGCAGGGCGAAGGUGGACCUGGGCAUCGUGAAGAAAUCCAUAGUGGUGGACGACUGGUUCUCCCUGAAAGACACGCCGUCUGGACGCGUCCAUCUGAGGUUGGAGUGGCUGACCCUGCUGCCCUCCACGGACCGUCUGGAGCAGGUCCUAAAGAGGAACGAGACCGUGAUCAGCAAGACCGCCGACCCCCCCUCAGCCGCCAUCUUGGUUGUGUAUCUGGACAAGGCGGAGUCACUUCCUAUGAAGAAAGGCAACAAGGAGCCGAACCCGAUGGUGCAGCUGUCUGUACGAGACCUCACCCGGGAGAGCAAGAUCUGUUACACCACCGAGAACCCCCAGUGGGAGGAGGCCUUCACCUUCUUCAUCCAGGACCCCCAGAAACAGGACAUCGACAUCCAGGUGAAGGACGGGGACCGCGUGCAGACCCUGGGCCGCCUGAACCUGCCCCUGUCCCGCCUUCUGUCCAGCCCCAGCCUGACCCUGGACCAGUGGUUCCAGCUGGACGGCUCCGGCCCCGCCAGCCGCAUCUACAUCAAGACCGUCCUCAGGGUGCUGUGGCUGGAUGAGGAGCACGUCUCCGCUGACGUGUCCUCCACCGUGGAGGGGAGCCAGGCCGAGACCCUGCCCCAGCAGAGCACCCCCCACCCCAGCUUCGCCACCGAGGGCGUGCUCCGGAUCGGCCUGCUGGCGGGGCAGAACCUGGUCCCUAAGGACAACAUGAUGGGGGGCAUGGUGAAGGGCAAGAGCGACCCCUACGUCAAGGUCAACGUGGGGGGGGAGACCUUCACCAGCCAGGUGGUCAAGGCCAACCUCAACCCCACCUGGAACGAGAUGUACCAGGUGGUUCUGACCCAGCUGGCCGGCCAGGAUCUCCAUGUGGAGAUCUUUGAUAAAGACAUGGACAUGAAGGACGACUUCAUGGGCAGGCUGAAGAUCAGCAUGAAGGACAUCGUUGCUGCGCAGUACACCGACCAGUGGUACACGCUGAACGACGUCAAGUCCGGCCGGGUCCACCUCACGCUGGAGUGGGUUCCCACGGCGACGGAACCGGACCGCCUGGACCAGGUUCUGCAGUUCAACUCCAAGCAGACGUUCCAGAACAAGGCGGUGCCCUCCUCAGCCCUGCUGUUCGUCUACGUGGAACAGGCGCACGGCCUGCCUCUCAAGAAGAGCGGGAAGGAGCCGAAGGUGGGGGCGGAGAUCGUCUUGGGGAAGUCCUCCCACAAAACCACCGUGUGCGAGCGAACCACGGCUCCCAAAUGGAACGAGGCGUUUCACUUCCUGGUUCGUGACCCCAGAGAAGAUAUUCUCGUGGUUAAGCUGUCCCACAGCUGGGCUCUGGCCAUGGGCUCCCUGGUGGUGCCAGUGAGGGAGCUGCUGUCUGAACCACAGCUGGUCCUGGACCAGUGGUUCCACCUGGACGGAGCCUCACCUGAGAGCCAGGUGCUGCUGAGGGCGGAGCUUAAGGUGUUGAUACCCUCUAAGUGCCCGGGUGGGGGUGUCCAGACCAAGCCAGCGUCCGGGUCAGACCCCUCCAGGACUAAGGAGAGCAUGGUGGAGGACCGCCUGCUCAGGUCGAGUUCUGUGGACACGCCCCCUCUGGAGAGCGCUGCGGUGCCGGCCUCUGAGGUCCCGGGGGGCCGUGGGCCCCAGGUAGCAGCUGAGGUAGCCGCCGCUGUGUCCCAUCAGGAGGAGGCAGAGGAGGAGGAGGAGGAAGAGGAGGAGGAGGAGGAGGAGGAGGAGGAGGAGGAGGAGGAGGACGCUCCCCCCCCCGGCCCUCCCCACACCUCCCCAGACCACGUCUUCGGCAGCGAGGGGGUGCUGAGGCUGCACCUGCUGGAGGCCCAGAGCCUGGUAGCCAAAGACAACCUGAUGGGGGGCUUGAGGAAGGGCAAGAGUGACCCCUACGCCAAGGUCACGGUCGGAGAGCACGCCUUCAAGAGUCACGUGGUCAAGGAGAACCUGAACCCCACCUGGAACGAGAUGUACGAGGUUGUGAUGAGGCCUCAGGCUGGGCUGGAGGUGAAGGUGGAGCUGUACGAUAAGGACAUGGACAAAGAUGACUUCCUGGGCAGAUUGAAUGUCAGCCUGGCAGACAUCAUCCAAUCACAGUGCACCGACCAGUGGCACCCACUGGAGGGCGUGAAGUCCGGCCGGGUCCGGUUGGUCAUGGAGUGGGUCCCCAUGGUGUCCCAGAACACCAGCCUGGACCAGGUGCUGCAGCAGAGGUCGCUCCAGUCCUACCAGAACCAGGCCGUCCCGACGGCUGCGCUGCUCUUCCUGUAUCUGGAGAGAGGCCACUCGCUGCCCUUGAAGAAGAGCGGGAAGGAGCCCAAGGCCGCAGCAGAACUGGUCCUGGGUCAGACCACCCACAGAACCAAGGUGUGUGCUCGCUCCAAGUCCCCCGAGUGGAGAGAGGCCUUCUUCUUCCCCGUCCAGGAGCCCAGAGAGGAGAUGCUCAUCGUGAAGCUGUCCAGUGCCUGGGACCAGCCCAUGGGGUCCCUGGUGCUCCCAGUCAGAGACCUGCUGUCUGAACCAGAGCUGGUCCUGGACCAGUGGUUCCCCCUGGACGGAGCCUCACCUGAGAGCCAGGUGCUGCUGAGGGCGGAGCUUAAGAUCCUCCAGUCCCAGGGGACCAGCGUUCCCCAGGCAACAGGGACGGUCCCCGAAGUCGAGGAGGUCCCGGCCACCGCUGGUCACCAUGGCGACCGGUCGAUGGAGGAGGAGGAGGAGGAGAGAGGCUGGGAGGUGCCAGCUCAGGAGAGGGUUCCAGUGACCAGCCAGGAAGCGGAGGAGAGAGAACCUGUUACCGUGGCUACCAGAGAAGAAGAGACAACAGUUGAUGAAGAUUAUUCCAUUGCUCCCGUGUUGGACGAGCCACUAGAGGAAGAGAGGCAAGUAGAGGAAGAGAGGCAAGCCGAGGAAGAGAGGCCAGUAGAGGAAGAGAGGCCAGUAGAGGAAGAGAGGCCAGUAGAGGAAGAGAGGCCAGUAGAGGAAGAGAGGCCGACCUCUGAGUCCUUCUCCCCAGUGAGGAAAGAGCUUCAACCAGAGAGAUCUGGCCUAGAUAAUCUGGCCCAAGCCACAGUGACCGGCCUUCCCCCAGACCUGGUCCCAGCCCUGGUCCCCGAGGAGUCCAGCCCGGCUGUGGUCCUCCAGCCUCACUCCAACCCCCCUCAGGACUUUGCCACCAACCAGGGGGUGCUGAGGCUGCACCUGCUGGAGGCCGCGAGCUUGGUUGCCAAGGACAACCUGAUGGGGGGCAUGAGGAAGGGCAAGAGUGACCCCUACGUGAAGGUCACCGUCGGAGAGCACGCCUUCAAGAGUCACGUGGUCAAGGAGAACCUGAACCCCACCUGGAACGAGAUGUACGAGGUGGUGCUGAGUUCCCAGGCCGGCCAGGAGAUCCACUUUGAGUCCUACGAUAAGGACCUCGACGCCGAUGACUUCCUGGGCAGGUUCAGCGUAAUGCUUGAUGAUGUCAUCAGACAGCAGUACAUCGACAAGUGGUACACCCUGCAGGACGUGAAGUCUGGCCGGGUCCAUCUGGUGCUGGAAUGGGUUCCUACUGCCUCCACCGCCGCCAGACUCCACCAGGUGGUGCAGCUCCAGUCCGGACAGACCUUCAGGAACCAGGCGGUUCCCUCCGCCGCUCUGCUGUUCGUCCACGUGGAGCGAGCUCACGCCCUGCCCCAUAAGAAGAGCGGGAAGGAGCCCAAAGCCGGAGCAGAGCUGAUCCUGGGUCAGACCACCCACAGAACACAGGUGUGUGAGCGCAGCUCCGCCCCUCAGUGGGAGGAGUCAUUCUUCUUCCUGGUCCGGGACCCGGAGCGCGAGAUGCUGAUCCUGAAGCUGUCCAGUGCCUGGGACCAGCCCAUGGGUUCCCUGGUGCUCCCAGUCAGAGACCUGCUGUCUGAACCACAGCUGGUCCUGGACCAGUGGUUCCCCCUGGACGGAGCCUUACCUGAGAGCCAGGUGCUGCUGAGGGCGGAGCUUAAGGUUCUGGAUUCCAAGAUGGUGGACAUGUUGAACGGUGGCGCGCUGCCUUGCUCGGCGGCGGAGGCGGCGAGGAGCGGCCAGGUGAAGCUGUCCCUCUCCGCCCACGAGGGACGGCUGGUCGUCACCGUCCACGCCUGCAGGGGUCUGUCGUCCACGGGGAAGGACUCCGUCGACAGCUACGUCUCCCUCAUGCUGCUGCCGGACAAGAACAAGGCCACCAAGAGGAAGACGGCGGUGAAGAAGAGGGACCUGAAUCCAGAGUUCAACGACAGUUUCGAGUACGGGCUGUCUCUGGACGAGGCCCAGCGCCGACGCCUCAGCGUCAGCGUGAAGGACAACUCCGCCUCCUUCAGGGGCCGCGACGUGAUUGGACAGGCACAGAUCGAGCUGGCUCAAGUCAACCUGCUGAAGGGGGUCACAGAGUGGUUUGAUCUGACGGAGGAAGCUGAGUAGUGGAUCCAUGUGAUGACGUCACACAGAUCCCGUUGACAACCCCCAGAUGCUGCCACUCAGGACGUCCUUCCCCCGCUCGCCACGUCCUCAUGCCGACCGCUGGCGUUGAACUUCACACGCGCUUACAGUGUCUAUACUCUGUAUCUCUAUCGAGACGUACCUGUGGUCAUCUACACACGCUUACAGUGUCUAUACUCUGUAUCUCUAUCGAGACGUACCUGUGGUCAUCUACACACGCUUACAGUGUCUAUACUCUGUAUCUCUAUCGAGACGUACCUGCGGUCGUUUACACACACUUACAGUGUCUAUACUCUGUAUCUCUAUCGAGACGUACAUUUGGUCAUCUACACACGCUCACGGUGUCUAUACUCUUGUGGUUGGAAGUACACUAGUAUAUCGUUGUACUUAAGAGGAGACUCGGUUUUGGUCAGACAUCCAGUCCAGCUGGGUCCAGACUGGCCGCCUGGGGAGAAUGUGUGUCAGGCCCCUUUGUUGCAACAGCAUUUGAGUUCUUAUGAUGUGAUGCAGGGAACAGACAGUCCGUUUCCGUUUGAGCGAUAUCGUUUUUAUGUGUUCAUGUGUGUUCAUUACAGUAUUUUUGUUUCCAGACAGUAUUUUGGUUUUGUUACAGUGUUUCAGAUGAAGAUGAUGCUGAUGAAGGAAAGGUUACAGAGGUUGGAUAUUUUAAUGUUUUUAUAUUUCACAAUGGUUUGCUUUGAUUUGUGGCGUAUAUACUUACAUUUAUUUUUGAUGUAUUUUAAACUUUUUACUUUUUUAAUUUAAUUGAAGUCUAUAUAUAUUUUUGGUUUUCCUAAGGCGAGUAUGUCACCAAUGUUUUGCAUCGGAAAAUAAAAAAUUAAAAAUCUGUUUUUGUUGGAUGAAAUUGCAAACAGGAAGGAUUACUUUUGCGAGUUGUUUGUGAAAUAGUUACAAUAAACCCUUUGCACACACA